AUGUUAUAUAAUCAUAUGUUAUAUCGUCAAAAUAUUAAGCACCCAAUAUUAAGAGAAGAUGUCCAACGAAGAGGGGUUUUGUAUGAGGAGAGACUGGACCUUUUACUAAAUUAUAACGCCGAAGGACAACCUCCACAGCAACAAAAACAGAGCUCCACUAACAGCCAUUGUUCCCAUUCGAACCUCAUAAACAUACCAUUGCUGGCUCCAGCAACCAUUUACAGUCCUACAAAUUCUGAUACCACAAAACCCGAUUUAAAUGUCCGCUUAUUAAGGAAUAUUGCACACCUUACCGAGGUCAAGGAAUUGGUCAAUCUUCACAAAAUUGAUAUUUUUACAAUUUCCGAAACAUGGCUUAACUCCACAGUGACUAAUAGUGAAAUUGCCAUUGAAGACUAUAAAAUAUAUAGACUUGACCGGUUACAUAAAAGAGGGGGAGGCGUAUGCGCCUAUAUUAAGAAAAAUCUUAAAGCAUCUGUCCUGAAGGAACUAUCGCAAAUAUCAGAAUCAAGCUUUCAUCAACUUUGGAUAAAUAUCCAAAGUAAAAAGAAUAGAUCCAUUAUUAUUUGCGUAACAUAUCGACCACCAGACUGUGCUCUAAACUGUUUUGAUGACCAUUUUAAGCCGAAUUAUAUCCAAGUCUUAACUACCCGUAUGAAUCAACCGAUUUUCGUACUUGGAGAUUUAAACUGCAACGUGCUCCAUGAUGGACCGGACAGAAAAGCAAUCGUAGAAGUCUCCACAGAGCGAAACCUCCAACAAAUCAUUAAAAAACCGACAAGAAUUACUGAUACAACACAAUCACUUAUCGAUGUAAUUCUCGUUUCGAACACAGCGUCUGUAGGCGAAAGUGGUGUGUUAAAUUCUGCAAUUUGCAACCACCUUCGAUCCAGUAGAUAUGUCAUACUUAAAGUGAAAGCUCCAAAGAUACCACCAAAUUAUAUUACAGCAAGAAGCUACAAGUAUUACGACCCCUUACACUUUUCCUCCAACCUCGCGGUUAAAUCAGAUGAUCUUUUGUCAAUUUUCUCAGACACAGACGUUAACACACAAUUGGAAACGUUCAAAAAUACUCUUCAUUCAACUCUUGAUGUACAUGCACCAGUAAAAAUAUUCAAAGUUUGA
Paramuricea clavata is the source of this 1125-nucleotide messenger RNA. The record is from the annotation of a GenBank genome assembly. NCBI's taxonomy places the organism in Eukaryota, Metazoa, Cnidaria, Anthozoa, Malacalcyonacea, Plexauridae.